This is a messenger RNA of Vitrella brassicaformis, 891 nucleotides long. The record is from the annotation of a GenBank genome assembly. Lineage: Eukaryota; Vitrellaceae.
AUGAGCACCGAGAAACUUUCACUGAAGGCACGCCGGUUCGCCGUCUUUCCUCUCUGUUGGGCCCUUGCUCCACUCAUCUCGAGUCUGGCUGGCCGCUCCUGGUCGCGCUGUACGGCCUUCGCUUCAAGGGAGCUGUCCCUCAUGAAGAUUGAGCAAUGGACGAGUCUACAGUUCUACGAGCUGGAGGUCGAGCUCCACCGUGUCUGCCGUGACAGCGAAGAAGUUGACUGCUUUGCGUCGGGGGACGUCCGCUGUGCCAGUGAGAGCGUUAAGACGCCUCUCACUGGCGAACUGCAGUUCAAGGACUGCAAGGAGAGCGUCAAGACUCGUGAGCGCCUGAGAGAGCAACCUGACGUCGUCCACUGUCGCUGCCGAGCAUCCUAUGACUUCCUGAUCGACAAAGCAGCUGGAAACGACGAGAUGGAGGCUAUGUGGCGGAAGGCCAAGGCAGUGGGCAUCAAGUUCUACGUCACGGCGAGUCUGGCUCUUUUCUUGACGGUUGUGGCUUGCUGUGGCUUUGGAUGUCUGGAGGCCGCUAUCCAGUCUCGGAAACCCCUUAAAGUGAUUGACCUGUCCAUGGCAGCUGUGCUGGGCGGCGUCUUGCUUCUCGUGCUGUACGGAUUGCUGUCCUUUCGUUCCGCUCGUGGUUCUGUUAGCAUCGUCUCCAAAGAUGAGCUGCAUGAAACGAAGUGGACAUCCGGACCGGCGGUGUGGAGUGGCAUCUCUGUUCUCGUUUUUCUCGGCUUUGCGCUCUGGAUCUACUUCGGUGGAGUGCUAUCGGAUGUGUGUGACGGCAGUACACAGAGGACGGCGCUGCCACAGCACAACGUCCCUCCGAUGCCACAGCAGAACGUCCCUCCUGAGGUAGUGGGGAACCCGCAGGAUUGCUGA